GGCAGUUGCUAUACAAUGCGGUCGUAAGUCUUUCUAUCUCUCCCCUUCAUUCACGAUACAAUAAACUGACCAGCCCCGUCUUUCACAGCCUGGUUCAAAUUCAUCAAACUCGCCCCUCUAACCUUCAUCAUCCCCACCAUCCUCUUCCUCAUUCUCUCCCUCGCCGGCUGUCUCUCCUCGGCACCCACCAUCCCCUCCCUUUACGUCGUCGCCCUGACCUCCUCCUCCAACGGCACGCUUGCGCCCAUGCAAGUCCGCCUCGGCUACUUUGGCAUGUGCGGCGACGACGGCGACACGCGCACCUGCCUGUCUGCCGCCGGCCACUUCGACCCGGACGAGCCGCAGGACAUCAUCCACCUUACCGAGCUCUUGUUCCCCCAAGUCAUGAACAACAGCAACGCCCGCGGCGCCAUUCCGGAGCUGCAGAACAUGGUCUUGACGGGGCUGGAUCUGCAGGACCAGAUCUUCGGCAAGGUGCUCCUCACGGGCUCGGCGCUGUUUGCCCUGGGCUUGGUCCUCAUGUUCCCCCUGAAGCUGGUCAAGAAGAAGCUGGCCAAGUUGGCGCCCGGGACUCCGCUCACCAAGAAACAGCAGUUUAUCAGAAGGGGGUGUUACUCGACUAUCUGGGCUGGGCUGAUGAUUGUUUUUGCCGCUUGCAUCGGGACAACCGAGACCGCGGGCGCGCUGGGACAUGCGACGGCGCAUAUCAAGGGGUCGAGCAUCCUGAUGAAGGAGGGCGUGACGCUGCAGGUGCUGCAGUGGAUGGCGUUUGGGUUCAUGUUCCUGUUCGUCUUGACCAUGCCGAUUAUGUUGUUCGUCAAGAGGGAGAAUCCCCUGGAUCAGUACAUGAGUGCCGAGGGCAUCAAGGAGAAGGCCUUUGGGUUUGCUAAGGGGUAUGCGAUGGAUAAGGUGGAGAAGCCAAAGAGGGCCAAGUUCUUUGGAAGGCAGAAGUCCCAGCAGGAGGAUAUGGUGUGAGCUGGCUGGCUGACUGGCUGACUGACCGUGAAUGGAAGGGGAGAGAAGGGGUGGUACGGUAAAAAGGGGGAAAGAUAUCUAUCUGAUCUGUGAACGAUAGAAGGGAGGCGGUUUGCGGUGAUCUGGUUCAUAUAUCAAGGCGUUUUUUGGGUGUCUUUUUUUUUUGCGGGAUUCGGUGGGAGGGAAUGAAAGAUCAACGAUAUACCAUCGCAAAGAAUGCUCAGCACUGAAUUUCGGGGAGUUAUCUGGAUAGAGCAGACUACAAGACCUUCUUUAAUGGUAAAAUACCAAGACCACCUAACUGGCGGCAAUCCACGCCAUGUUUUCCCUGAUUUCUGAUGAUGACGGGGAAAUGCAGUGAAGAUGCAACGAAGGUACCUGCGAAGAUAGGCACUAUUCAGCA
Messenger RNA from Neurospora hispaniola, 1378 nucleotides. RefSeq names its product Ca2+ regulator and membrane fusion protein Fig1-domain-containing protein. Gene Ontology annotation, cellular component: membrane. The transcript has a single exon. The record is from RefSeq and is a predicted model, not a curated record. Bases 247 to 975 code for a protein of 242 amino acids. NCBI's taxonomy places the organism in Eukaryota, Fungi, Ascomycota, Sordariomycetes, Sordariales, Sordariaceae.